Molecule: messenger RNA, 2945 nt
Organism: Exophiala xenobiotica
Lineage: Eukaryota; Fungi; Ascomycota; Eurotiomycetes; Chaetothyriales; Herpotrichiellaceae
Exons: 3
Coding region: 1142-2662 (506 amino acids)
Cellular component (GO): extracellular region
Source: RefSeq, a predicted model, not a curated record
CUCUUGUCAAUUCGCCUUUGACAGAACACGCGAUGAGGAUCUAACAGAGUCAAUCCCGUUUUCCGAUCUAUACCACCUUUCCGUACCGUGAUCGGCAUCACUAUGCCUGUUUCUGGCCUAAACAGACCUGCGGAAAAUGUCAUCGAAAUCGACGAGGCCAUGCAUCACCGACAACCAGAUUAGAUGCGCACGCUCGGAUUCAAAUACAAAUCCACUGUGAUGGUGUACUAACUCGCACGAUAUCGUUCGUCAAGGAUGACCUGGGGUCCCAUACAGAACGAGCUUCGACCUCGGCGAAUGUUAAAUCCAGAACAAUUUGACACUGCGACUUGACAGCUUUGACAGACCCCUUCUGCACUCUCUAUGACCGGCACCCCUCUCCACCAUUGCUGUUCCUGCAUCUGCAUGCAAUCUCCCUUUCCCGCGAUGUGUGACCUCGCCCGAUACUCCUGAAGCACUCCAACAGUGACGGUAACCUCACCAGUCAACCCAUCAAGUUGUACCGAUGAGCUGCCCGUCGCAAGCUAACAGCGGCUGGAGCUACGAUGCGAGCCUGGGACUCCUAUCAACGUCGGUCUGCUAACCGCUUGGCUUUGUUAUAGACUGGAUCUCCAAUGGGAGGUUCUCUCUUCACACCUUCUCAGUCGUCGCUCUGUCAUCAAAUCCGAUAUAACCACCACCAUGUCCGCAUGGUCAACUUGACCACGCUACCUAUCAACUACAAUCUACCUGGUAAAGUGAGAAUUGCGCACACCGUCCGAAUCCUUGAGCAUACUGGGUGGUGCCGCAGCUCGGGCACGUCCAUGAUCUGGGCAUGACAGUCGUCGUGACAGCACUCCAUCUAUGCUGUCUAAUCUCCCUCGACUACCCGUCACCAGCCCAUCAACAAACCCAUUGUUGACCAUGGCGUGCCUCUUGGUAUACGGGGCCUGCUGGAAACCUGGGAAACAUAUACCUCGCUUCUGCCCACAACUCCUCCUCGACCCUCAAGGAGUCCCUAUUUACACUUUCCUUCGCAGCACAGACACUCUCACCAUAGUCGCUCUCUACCUUGCGCUGAUAUUCUUUUCUUUCGCGCGCGUCGCCGUUCUCCUCCUUUCUCGAAACAUCAAGAAAUCGCAAUUGAAUACUGCUUGCCACAAUGAAGGUCUCUACCAAAGCGCUAGGUUUUCUAGCGACUGCUGGAUCAGCUGCGGCAUCCUGGACGGAUUGGUGGGAUCCUGAUACGACAGUUACCGCCACCUUGACGAGAACUACUGCCUACUGCCCUUGCAAUGGCGAAGUCAAAAUCACACCGGUCGGCCCUGAGUCGACAAAUGUGGCCGUCUACACAACUAUCACAAAUGCAGUUGGUCCUAUCUUCACUUCAACCACCACUACAGUCCCUGGAAAGACCAUCACCAAAGCUGGUCCGGUUGUUGUAGUGUUCGAAACUGGAGGUUCCAUGACAACCAAGACGGGCAUGGCAAUUGAGCUCAUCGUCCCACCUACGGACGAUGGAGGCUCAACCACAUACGUGACCAAGACUGUAUGGACCGGAGCACAACCCACCAACGAUCUGGCCUGGGUGGACUGGAACGAUGACGAUGCCGUGGACGGUGCUACGUUGACUAGAACACACACGGCAGUGACCACGGUCUACGAGCCUGAGAGUGCAUUCCCUACUCAGACUGACGACGCAUCAUGGUCAGAUUGGGCUGCCACGACCAACACUCACACAACCUAUACAAACUUGACCGUAACUGUCAGCCCCACACAAGGCAGCACCAGCAGCAGCGGUGUUGGGCCAAUCUCAGGCUCGACAAGCACCACUAGCUGGUACCACAGCUCUUGGACCACUUCAUCGACAUCGUCAACAAGCAGCAGCGGAGUCGGACCUAUCGGUGCUUCCACAAGCACCUCCUUAAGCACCUCUGCCUCUAGCACUUCAAGCAGCAGCAAUGUCGGCCCAAUUGGCGCUUCUACCUCAACCAGCUCGAGCACGUCGACUACCUCAGCUGCCGCCAGCACCAGCACCACUGUUGCUACCACAACAACUGCUGUCACCACAAGUACUACCUCAGUGGCUGCCAGUUCAUCUACUACGUCGACAACCACGACCACUACGACAACGACCACCACUACAGCGAAUGGAAGACUCCCCACUGUCACCGACGAUGUCCGCAAUGAUGACUACCAAACCGCUAUUCUCGAAGCCCACAAUGUCCAUCGUGCCAACCACUCCGCUGCUGAUCUGACCUGGAACACCCAGAUGGCCACAUACGCUGCUGAGACCGCCGCCAAGUGUGUCUAUGGACACGAUCUUACCCCCGGUGGCGGUGGCUACGGCCAAAACAUCGGCGCCGGCUAUCAAAGCUACCAAGUUGCCGCUAUGAUCGGUAACGACAUGUACAACGGUGAAAUGCCAAACUAUCCUACUCCCUAUGGCCUCGACAACCCGGACACCAGCAACUUCGGCGCAUGGGGCCACUUCUCGCAGAUCGUGUGGAAGGGAACUACCGGCGUUGGCUGCGCGACCUCAUACUGUGCUACCCUGCAAGGUGCCACGUUCACCAACUACUUCACCGUUUGCAACUACUACCCACCUGGAAACAUUGGUGGCGCAUACUCGAACGUUGGCGCUCCUCUGGGCCACGAUGUCGUCGUUAUGCUGACCAACUAAAUGAUGCUUCAUGGCUUUCUUUCGCUUCUGUGGUGUUGGAUUUUGGAGGGAUGUUGUAAUGUAGACAACCAGUUGGGUAGAAUUGUAUGGCAUAGCAUGGGCAUGGUAUUUGAUCCAACCUGGUCAGAACGUCAUGAUGUUGCAGGGGAACCCCGGAACCCACGUUCUCCCCGGAUGAGGACCCAAGGAAGGAUGACGCCGGAACACGAAUUUACUGGUUUAUGUAGUUUAUAGCAAAUGUCAAUCGACAUGGCGAGACAUAUAAUCGUCAUAAUGAACCUCA